Paramormyrops kingsleyae is the source of this 2431-nucleotide messenger RNA. It is a transcript of the gene naca, whose product is annotated as nascent polypeptide associated complex subunit alpha. NCBI's taxonomy places the organism in Eukaryota, Metazoa, Chordata, Actinopteri, Osteoglossiformes, Mormyridae. The record is from RefSeq and is a predicted model, not a curated record. Gene Ontology annotation, cellular component: nascent polypeptide-associated complex.
GACCCAUGACCCGGAAGAAGAAGCUAUUUUCCGCUAGGUAGCGAUAUCUAUUCCUGUGGGCUUCAGCGAACCCCUUUUUCAGCCAUCUUGGAUCUGAAACUUUGUCACAAAAUGCCCAGUGAAGCUACAGAAACUGUUCCGACCCCUGAGCAGGAGAUGCAGCAGCCCCAGGCGGAGACUGUGCUGGCUGCUCCUGCUGCGGCCACUGGAGAGAAGUCAGCUACUACUGCUGAUUCCAAGAAACUUUCCUCUGCUAGUGCUGUGUCCACACCUAAAGCUAAAGAAGCUAAAAGUGGCUCCAAGCAGUCUUCACACUCCUCCUCUGUCUCCAAGCCCAUGCCUGUCACCAGCAAGCCCUCAUCUUCAUUUGCUUCCGACUCCUCUCCCUCCUCUCCCAAGCUGUCAUCCUCCGACGCUCCUGAAGUGUCCCCCCCUGCUCUCUCUACCGCCAUGCCCUCUCCUUUAGUGCCUCCAACUGGUUCUCCUGCUUCUGGUACAGGAACCGCCUCCAUCCCUCAGCCCAAGGUUAUCAAGACGAGUGGGAAGGGAAAGGCUAAAGGUGGCACGGUGCUGGGGGCUAAGGCGGAGAAGCCCAUUGGAAAGGCUCAGUUGACUGGUCCAGCUAAUGUCAUACUUCCUACUUCUCAGGCUCCUGCAGCCAUGCCUGAGGAGGUGCAAGCCAGUCUCCCAGCUUCUGUAAAGCCUGCCAAAAUUGACAUCCCUACACCAGCUUCUGUAAAGCCUGCCAAAAUUGACAUCCCUACACCAGCUUCUGUAAAGCCUGCCAAAAUUGACAUCCCUACACCAGCUUCUGGUCCAGCAGUAGAUAAAAUUUCCUCUCCCAUUUCUGGCUCUGCACCAGCUCCCAUCAGUAACCUCCCAGUAGCUUGUCAGUCACUGGAGAAUUCUCCAUCUGUUGCUCAGUCUCUCUCUACUUCUGUGUCUAAAUCUGACCCCCUGCUCUCCUCUAAGAGUGCUGCUGACCCUGUAGCUGUAGAGGUGACCCCUCAGGCUCCCACUCUGGCUCCCACUCUGGCUCCCACUCUGGCUCCCACUCUGGCUCCCACUCUGGCUCCCACUCAGGCUCCUGUUGACACCAAAGCCCUUGGUGUUCCUAAAGCUACCAGUGAAACCCAAAGAGUAGAGCCAGAAUUGUCACCUCGGGCUGACACUGCAAAUUCAAAGGAGUGUCAAGCUGUUCCAGGUGACCUUCCUUCCUCCAGGAAGCCACCUGAGGCUACCCCAGUUAUGGCCAUGCCCCUUCCUGCUUCUGAUGCUGUUCCAGUUCCCCCUGCUACUGAUAAGUCUCCGAAACCCUCUCUGUCUUCAUCUGAUGCAGAGAAAACUCAAUCUGCCAGUGUUUUGCCUCCCCCCUCUGCUUCUGCAAACCUCCCAGUACCCAGUGCUAAAUCAUAUGUUCAACCUCGUGUGCUUCUGGCCCCAGAGGAGGAUGAUGAUCUGCCCCCUCUCAUUCCACCUGAGGAGAAAAUCACUUUACCCACUCCCCCUGUAGUACCCAUAUCCUUCCAUAAACCCCCUCCAGCUACUACCAAACUGGAGCCUGUGAUCAAGAACGAGAAGGGGUCUGGCACGGAGUCCGACAGCGAUGAGUCAGUACCGGACCUUGAGGAGGCAGACUCUGCACAAGUGCAAUCCCAACAGGCACAGCUUGCAGCAGCUGCAGAAAUUGAUGAGGAACCAGUCAGCAAAGCCAAACAGAGCAGAAGUGAAAAGAAAGCACGGAAGGCUAUGUCCAAGCUGGGUCUCCGCCAGGUGACAGGAGUCACCAGGGUCACAAUCCGAAAGUCAAAGAACAUCUUGUUUGUCAUCACCAAGCCGGAUGUCUACAAGAGUCCAGCGUCUGACACAUACAUAGUUUUUGGUGAGGCCAAGAUUGAGGAUCUUUCACAACAAGCUCAGCUGGCAGCAGCAGAGAAGUUCAAGGUCCAGGGAGAAGCUGUUUCAAAUAUCCAGGAGAACACACAGACGCCUACUGUGCAGGAGGAAAGUGAAGAGGAGGAGGUUGAUGAGACCGGGGUUGAGGUGAAGGACAUUGAACUUGUGAUGUCACAAGCCAACGUCUCACGGGCAAAGGCAGUGCGUGCCCUCAAGAACAACAACAACGACAUCGUCAAUGCCAUCAUGGAGCUGACGAUGUAGAAGACAAGCAGGCCAUGGAAACGAGGAGGUCAAACUGUUCAUUUGAUAUGUUUGUACAGUUUAUACCAGCGGAUGAAAUAAAGCUGUGGAUUGCAAAGACGGAAAAUUCUUUUGGAUUUUUUCCUCUUAAUGCAGUAAGGAUUGUGCCGUGUUGGAACUGGAAAUGCCCCAGUUGGUAUUUAUUGGUAAUAAAGUGACUGUUUUGCCCCCUUUUUGUGUACUUCAUUCAAAAGUCACACAUUAAAAGUGAAUCUUCAGAUCAUUUACAGAA